Paracoccidioides lutzii Pb01 is the source of this 2208-nucleotide messenger RNA. RefSeq lists its product as hypothetical. The transcript has 2 exons. The record is from RefSeq and is a predicted model, not a curated record. Bases 1 to 2208 code for a protein of 735 amino acids.
AUGCCAAUCCCCAUGCGGAGCCUCUCCCUACGCGAACCUCGUAUCAGACAGAAACCUGCUGGUCUCGAUCGAGAAGCGAUCCCCGAAGCCCAACGUCCCCGAACAAUCGAAGCCCGCUCGAACACUACAUCGUCGGCCACGUCGUCGGCGUCCGCACCACCUCGCAAUUCCAAAUUACCUUCAUAUACCCAGCCGGUUUCAGGUCUUCCUCAGCCAGCCACAACCGCCGCCGCCGCAGCAGCAGCAACAACAGCAACAGCAACAGCAGCACCCACAACAACAAACCAUGGAGGAAGGGAAGAUAGCGGUGGCAAUGGUGGCGAUAGUGCCCUAGCAGCCCGUCGUCGCAGCUUCUUGCCACAACGGGGUAGUUGGCAGAAGGGUGCAGGAAGUGUUUCUUCGGGCAGGUUGCAGCCGCAGCUGCAGGACACUGAGCUACAACGGCUACGAGAUGCAGAUGUACAGGAGGUCCAGGCUCCAGCGACGGCGAUCCACCCGCCUCUCCCUGGGCGAUCUACUGAUGGCCCUGCUCAAUUACCGGACUUGAGUGAGCAGACGGCGUCUCCGCUAUCGCCUUCCAAAUUAUCGCUGUCAAAACUAGCUAGACCCACGGCGAGCUCUAUGAACUACCAUGCUGGAGGAACUACGAGUCGAUUAGAGCGGCCAGGAUCGGCGAAUGCGUCCAAGUUAGACUCAUUAAAAUCUCAGGACGCACCUAUUAACCGGUUUGAGAGACAGGGCUCUUCGAGUACGACUAGCUGCCAGUUAUCGAGAUCGCAGAGUUUACAUAUAGCUAGGAUGGAGAGGCCAAGUUCCGCAAACACGACAACCUCGCAGAUGUCGCGGCCCCAAAGCAGACCUACGCCUCGACCAGAAAGACGCGAAAGAUCCGGGUCGGUGAACACGAACCAGCCUAAACCGGAGCCUCCAAAACCUCAAACUACAAACGCAACGCGAUUGAAGAGAUCCGCGUCAUUACGACAGCCUAUGGUUAUGUCAAGGGUGGCAAAAACAAACCAUUCGCGGCACAAAAGCCAAAUUGUGUCCACCAUGAAAGGUCAUACAAGUUCAAGUGUGAAACAGAGCGACGGCAACACAACGACAGCAACAACAAGUACAACCCCAUCAUCAAAGGCGGGCAAGCCACAAUUAUCUACGUUUCAGCAACACUACAGUCCCAAAAAGGGAUUGAAAACUAAGCCACCCAUCCCUAUCGCCUCUGCAUCUUCAACGAGUGUGACCGAAACCGGACCCGGGACCGAUCCAUCCUCGCACACCAAUCUGCAAAUAGCUGCCUUGCAAACUGAACUCCUUCAACUCCACCUCCUCCACGCAGACUCUCUCCAUGCCCGACUACAAUGGGAAUGCAGUGCCAAGAACAAAUUGCGCAAACAGCACCAAUCCGUCGUGUCCAAGUACCACACUCUCCUCGCUCAAGAGCAAGGAGCACAGCGCUAUGUCAACAAGCUAGCCCUGGACCGGUUAGCGGAGGAUAGCAAGGCGAAUCGGAACAAUAGCGGUCAUAAUAGUCAUAGUCACUAUGAUUUCGCGGAGCAGAUACAGGUGUUGUCGCGCGUUGUGCAGGAUGUCGCUGCGCUGACGGAUGUGCGUGGUGGGAGACAUGUGGAUUGCAUACGCGUGUUUGAGAGGUGGUUUGAGCAUGUAGAGAGGGUUAGACGGGGCAGGAGCGGGAGGGGUAAAGGCACGCAGAAUGGGAAUGCGUAUCAGAAACUGGCGGUUGACAGGAACGCUAAUGAUAACGAUGGUGAUGGUGAUGGCGAUGACGAUGUCGAUGUCGAUGUCGAGGAUUCUUAUAGCGACAACGCGGCCACUACCUGCGACUUCAUAGAUCCACUCAGCUCUAAGUGGAAAGAAGAAGUUGCUGCGCUGAGCGCCAAGCUGGUUCUCUGCGCUAGAGAGCUGGAUUGUCUUGAGGUGGAUGUUCGGGGAGAUGGACAGGAUGGGGUUAAAUACCCGCCCUCUUCAGCGCUGAUUCGGAUUGUGCGUGGACAUAAGUUGUUGCUGCGGUCGAUGAUUGAGGAAUUGGAGAUUGUGAGUGCGGUUGAGGUGGAUGUAGAGGUGUUGGAGAGGUUGUGGGUUAGGAAGGCGGUUGAUCGGUUGGGGCCUGCUUCCGUCUCUGCUAAUGCUAGAAGUAGUGCUGCUGCUGCUGAAAGGCGGAGAAGGCAACCUGUCUGGGCUUUGGCAUAG